GGUUUUUUCAUUUCCAUUCAACUUUUUUUGGUGACGGCGAAAAGAUGGAGGGUUCGAAGCGUGUACCGUGGCUUUACAAUUUUCGCUCUUCGGAGACGUUUAUUGUGAUUGUGGUUUCAAUUGCGAUUUUUACUGAUGUUUUUAUCUAUGGAAUGAUCGUACCAAUUGUUCCAGUCGCAUUGGUCAAACGUGCCGGUGCUCGCGAAGAAGAGGCUCAAUCCUGGGUCUCAAUCCUACUAGCCAUCUACGGAGCCACUCUCCUCGUGGGAUCGCCUUUAUUCGGAUAUUUCGCCGACUAUGGUCGACUUCGAAGGCUUCCUUUCAUCGUGGGCCUGAUUGCCCUGGCAGCUUCCACGGCGUUAUUCGUCGUUGCUCGAUCCUUGCCGGUACUCAUCAUCGCGAGAGGGCUACAGGGAUUCUCCGGCGCUGCGGUGUGGGUCGUUGGUCUUGCUAUUAUCGCUGACAAUGUACCACCAGAUCGUGUCGCGGAGGCGAUGGGUCAUACGUCAAUUGCGUUGACAUGGGGCUCGCUGCUAGGUCCGACUAUCGGCGGUGUGAUGUAUGAGAAGUUGGGCUUUUAUGGGACGUUUGCUAUUCCUACCGGAUUAAUUAUCGUGGAUGUGGUUCUGCGGUUCGCGAUGAUCGAGGAGGCAGGAGCUAUCCAGCCCGACAAGGCUGGCCUGGACUCGGCAGUCGAUGGGUAUCGAAGUCCUCUGUACGGCACGUUUGGACGCCAGGAUGAAGAAUACUCGGAAUAUUUCUCAUCUGGCGAAGACACGGCCAGCGAGCAGGGUCUGCUUAUUAGAGCUUCGAAUCCUUGCUUCGACCACCCUUGCCGGGCACAUCAAAAAGAUGCUACGGUUUUUGAUCUUCUCCGAACCCCGCGGCUACCCCUUGCAUUGAUCGCGACAGUGGUUAUGGGGAUUAUAUUCUCCGGUUUGGAAACUACACUACCGCUCUUCGUCAUGGAAACAUUCAAAUGGUCCUCAAGCGGCGCAGGAUUAAUCUUCGCGACGACCGCAAUCCCAAGUUUCGCCGGCGUAUACGUCGGCAAAUUGAUCAGUCGCACCGGCGCUCGCAUCCCGGGACUAUUCGCAUUCACAAUUGCAGCGAUCUCGUGGAUCUCAAUGCGAUUCGUGACCAACGAUACAGCCGGCAGUAUCACUCUUCUCAUCAUUCUUUUGCUGGUCCAGGGCCUGUCAAUUGUGUUUGUGGAAAUCACCGCAAUGACAGAGGUCUUCAAGGUAGUCGAUGAUCACGAGAUUGAGUUUCCCGGCGCGUUUGGCGAGAGGAGCCCCGUUGCGCAGGCGUAUGCUCUGUUCAAUAUGGCGUUUGCCGGAGGUCAGCUCCUAGGACCUAUUUUGGCGGGUGGAAUACGUGUCUGGGCUGGAUGGAAUACUAUGACACUGGUCAUUGGGCUGGUGUGUGGUCUCACGGCUAUCCCGAUGGGAUUGUAUAGUGGUGCACCGUUGAGAGAUACGGAAGAUACGUGGCAUGAUGGAAUAUGAAGCACAGCCUGACUGUAAUGAUGGAAGCGAUAUUACGGGGGACUUUAAAAAUGUUAUGA
Molecule: messenger RNA, 1567 nt
Organism: Penicillium brasilianum
Lineage: Eukaryota; Fungi; Ascomycota; Eurotiomycetes; Eurotiales; Aspergillaceae
Source: the annotation of a GenBank genome assembly